UCAUCGGAAAGAAUGAGAGGGGCUGGAGGACCUGAUUUAAAACUAUGAGAUUAUGACCUGGUGUUUUUUUUAUAAAAGACAGACGACAGCGAUCCGUCUCGAUCGCUCUUGGGUUUCUCUGCGGACCGAGGUGUAUGAAGAGCGGCGCAGAACACGGCGUUUUACCUUGAGAAGGUAGCGAAUGAAGGGAAAGUAGAAAAGGGGGCUGUUGCUGGAUAUUUGGAGAAGGAAAACAAUAUGGCCGCUGUGGAGCUGGAGUGGAUCCCUGAGACCCUGUACAACACCGCUAUAUCAGCCGUAGUGGAUAAUUACAGUCGGUCGCGACGGGACAUACGUUUACUUCCCGAAAAUAUCCAAUUUGAUGUCUACUACAAGCUUUACCAGCAAGGCCGGCUUUGCCAGCUGGGAGGGGAGUUCUGUGAGCUUGAGGUCUUUGCUAAAGUCCUCAGAGCGUCUGACAAAAGGCACCUCCUACAUCACUGUUUCCAGGCACUAAUGGACCAUGGCGUGAAAGUGGCAUCAAUCCUGGCCAACUCUUUCAGCCGUAGAUGCUCGUAUAUUGCCGAGUCAGACGCUCACGUUAAAGAGAAAGCCAUCCAAUUCGGCUUUGUUUUAGGUGGCUUUCUGUCAGAUGCUGGUUGGUAUGGGGAUGCAGAAAAGGUCUUCCUCUCAUGUCUCCAGUUGUGUAUGUUACAUGAUGAGAUUCUGCACUGGUAUCGUGCACUGGAGUGCUGUGUGAGAUUGCUUCACGUGCGCAAUGGCAACUGCAAAUAUCACCUGGGAGAAGAGACGUUCAAACUGGCCCAGUCGUACAUGGAUAAGCUAGCCAAACACAGUCACCAUGCCAACAAGGCUGCCCUUUAUGGAGAACUGUGUGCUCUGCUUUUUGCCAAAAGCCACUAUGACGAGGCUUACCGCUGGUGUAUAGAGGCUAUAAAGGAGAUCACUGUUGGGCUGCCUGUGAAAGUGGUGGUUGAUGUCCUGAGACAAGCCUCUAAGGCAUGUGUUGUUAAAAGGGAGUUCAGGAAAGCUGAGCAGCUGAUAAAACAUGCAGUAUUUCUAGCACGGGAACAUUUUGGACAGAAGCACCCAAAGUACUCUGAUACGCUGCUAGAUUAUGGAUUUUAUCUUCUAAAUGUGGAUAACAUUUGCCAGUCUGUCGCCAUAUAUCAGACUGCUCUGGAUAUUCGUCAGUCUGUGUUUGGAGGGAAAAAUAUCCAUGUGGCCACGGCACACGAGGACUUGGCAUACUCCUCUUAUGUGCACCAGUACAGCUCUGGAAAAUUUGACAAUGCACUAUUUCAUGCAGAACGGGCCAUAGACAUCAUAACUCACAUUCUCCCUGAGGAUCAUCUACUACUGGCCUCUUCCAAGAGGGUGAAAGCACUGAUUCUGGAGGAAAUUGCCAUAGACUGCCAUAAUAAAGAAACAGAAGAGCGCCUUCUGCAGGAGGCCCAUGACCUGCACCUCUCCUCCCUCCAGCUGGCCAAAAAAGCCUUUGGAGAGUUUAACGUCCAGACGGCGAAACAUUACGGCAACCUGGGACGUCUGUAUCAGUCUAUGCGCAAGUUUAAGGAAGCUGAGGAGAUGCACAUCAAGGCCAUCCAAAUCAAAGAGCAGUUACUGGGACAGGAGGACUACGAAGUGGCGCUGUCUGUGGGACACUUGGCUUCCCUUUACAACUACGACAUGAACCAGUACGACGACGCUGAACGGCUCUACCUUCGUUCCAUCGCCAUCGGUAAGAAGCUGUUUGGAGAGGGCUACAGUGGACUGGAAUAUGAUUACAGAGGUUUGAUCAAGCUUUAUAACUCUGUGGGGAAUUACGAGAAAGUGUUUGAGUACCACAACAUCCUGUCCAACUGGAACCGUUUGAGGGACAGGCAGUUCGCAGUGGCCGACGCCCUAGAGGACGUCAACACCAGCCCGCAGGCCACGGACGAAGUAGUGCAGUCCUUUCUGCUAUCAAACAGCCAUGCUGUGGGACGUUCCUGUAUGGGUUAAACUACAGGACCUCGUGGUUUUCAUUCCACACACCUAUACUCACCUGCAUUCUCACUCAUCUGGAUUUAUUCACACCUAAUCACACACAGCAGCUAGGGGGACUGGACCGUAAAGCUGCAAGAUCACCCAAGUAAACAGGUCACACCGUCCUGUUAUUCACCUGAGCACUGGUGAAAAGACAUGGCAUCUCUACCAAUGCAAACUCAUCCAGUGGCAAAGCAGCCUUCUGAUGACACCAAGUUCAUAUUCCUGAAACGGAUUUUAAGACUUCAGAGGACCUGAUUAUUUAUCUGACUUCCUAAAAAAGGAGAGCGGAAAAUUGGAAGAAACAAAGACAGAAGCUUAUUAGUUUUACAAUUCAAAAUAUAAAAUGUCUGCUUUUUGGUUUUGUUUAUUUGGGUGAGGGUGGGUAGGGUUGGGCUAGCUGAAGUAUUGCUCUACACAUGUAUAUCGUGCACAUUGUCAGAGUGCACAACGAGGCAGGCUGGACAGACGGAGGCGUCACUUUCUCGAGACAAGUGAAGGACACGUGUGCAUCACAUAUGCUUGUGUUUAAGUUCUUUAUGAAGUUUGCCACUUUUCACAAUGCAGGGCCCUGCAUUAAUGCUCACCCAUUUAUUCCAUUUUGGCAAGUUUGAGGAAACCUGUGUUACAAAUUGAAUUGUUUCUGGUUUCUUUUCCCUUCAUGCCAUGAUGAUAGGAAUGGACAUUAUGGACCAGUGAAUUCCUUAUUGCUGUUCAUGCAGCAUUUUUUUUUGUAUCCUUGCAUAUUAGUACUGAUAUAGUUUCAUUUAAAAAUGCCAAUAAUUUAUAUAUAUAUGAAGUGUGCUAUACUCUUCUAUGUGUCUGAUUGCAAGUGGAUGAGCCAAUAUGACUGAUUAAACUGAUGGUGAGAACAUGGCUGCCAAUAUGAGUGAGUAGAGGGGGAGAGGACACAAACAGCCGAGCAACAUAUAAACACAAGUGACGCACACGUGUGUCAUGUGACCCGCUCUAAUCGAUCAUUAUUAUUAUCCUUUCCAUUCAGACUUGCACUGAUUAAGGCCUGUUGCCCUGUAACCAGCUUUGUGAAGUGGCUCCACUACAUAGGGACCGCUUGUGUUUAAAGUGUAGGGUUGUUGUGAAAUGAUGAGCAUUGUCAUGGAGGCAGACUGAGUCAAGAUGUACCAUGCACAUGAUGGCUGCAAUCUCAUCCCACACUCCUGAUUUAAUUAAGGCAAUUUGAUUCCUUAUUGCUUAUUAUUAAUGACCUCUCUCCACUUGUUGUGAAACUAAAGAUGUCUGGUGAAGCUUUAAACAAGGUUUACAGAGAAGCAUUUGUUACUUGAUCAUUUGUUAACUGAGGCAGUAUUCGCAAACACAACUUUCCAAAUCACACAUUCAUACAUAUGAUUGUGUUAUAUUCUUUAGGACUAUUGUUAUAAAUGAUGUGGGGAUUUCUUUUAUCUUAGGUGACAAUAUCAGAUUGUGAAGUCUAAUGUAUGUGUGUGAGUGUGAAAAUAUAUAACAAUAGUAAAUGCAGACUGUUGCCUUGGUAUAUGUGGAGUGCUUUAGAAGGUACUGAUGCUGUCCUGUUGCAGUGAAGACCCUGCACUAAAUCCAAGCCUUAGCCUUAAAGGAUGCUCGGCUGGUGGUGCUCUGGCUUUCUCAGCCCAUAUGCUUGCUUCAGGCCCUGCCGUGAAAUUAGUACACUAUCUGUCUUCUAGCUCUCACAUUCCACAUGUGAGUGUACUGAAGUUACCCGUUAUACUGUUGAAAAUCUGAUUUCAACACACUGCAGAUGACGCAUAAAGGGAAUAUGAAUUGUGUUAAUGCCUUGUUUACACAGAUAAAAUUGUAUUAUUGAAAUAUUACAAUAAAAAGAACCUGUGAUCCUGA
Molecule: messenger RNA, 3882 nt
Organism: Tachysurus vachellii
Lineage: Eukaryota; Metazoa; Chordata; Actinopteri; Siluriformes; Bagridae
Gene: appbp2
Product: amyloid beta precursor protein (cytoplasmic tail) binding protein 2
Exons: 13
Coding region: 238-2004 (588 amino acids)
Biological process (GO): intracellular protein transport
Molecular function (GO): protein binding
Source: RefSeq, a predicted model, not a curated record